AUCGAAAUCCAACAAUUAAAAAUCCAAAAUCAAUUGGAUCACAUAAAUCCCAAUUAUAAUUUUAUAUCUUUUCUUUUUCCUCACCAAGCAAAACCCAUGAUUUUUCGAGAAAAUCUUUGUUGUCAUAUAGUAGAAAAAUGGUGCGAUUUGUGACCCUCACACACGACGAAGWGAGGAUUUGGGUUUAAUUUCGUAACUGAUAUUAUCUUCUUCUUCUUCUUCUCGCGAUUGAUGUUGAAGCAGUAUGUUAUGGCUUCUAAUGGGUAUCUUCCUACCCUCGUAUUUCGCCCAGAACAAGGCUUGAACAGAGUACCUAAGGAUUCUCAGCGUCUCUUGCCUAAUUAUGAACUACGAGAAGAUAUCAUACGAUCAAGUCCCCUCAACAUGAGCCCGCAACAAAGUGAGGAGCCAUGGAAACCGAUAAGUGGGUUAAUCGACAACAACCAGUUUGUUAUGAUUGAACCGACUGUUACAAAGUCUGCACUCAUUGAUAUCCAAGAUUCUUGCUCUAUUUUGCCGCUUUUCAGCGUUGGCAUCACGGAACAGUGCACAAGGCACAAUAGAAUCUUUAAGUUUUUGAUGUCGGGAUUAAGUGAAUUAGAAAGAGACGGGCUAGAUUUGUUGUCACUUUCUGACCUAAACGGGCUUCAAACUAUGACAACCGAUUACAAACCGUAUUUUCCUGAUGUGGGUCCUACAGAUUCUCCUCUUAUAUAUCCAAAUAUCGAAUUCGACUCCCAGAAACCUUUGAUGGACUUUGUUGGUGAUUUGGUUCGGCGUUCUGAAGUUUCCAAGACUGAGAUGAAGAACAUACUUUCGAUUUUUGCGGAGUUUUAUUUGUUAAAGAACUCGAGUAAUUGGAGAAAGCAGUCAACGUUGGUACCACAAUUCAAUAGGUUGGAUUACAAUGAAACAAGCUAUUAUGGUUCCGCAUUGGAGCUAGAAAAUGUGAUGGUCGCUCCUCCGAAGAGCCCGGAGAAGAUCAAAGUGAAGMCGUCACAGAAAAAGAAGGGCAGCCGCAAUAAGACAGCAAUCAAACACAGAAGUAAUUACAUUCAGGCCUGUGAAAGCCUCUUAUCAAUCAUAGUUGACAAAAACCGAAAUGGGAAAGCCGCUAUUCCCGUUCUAAAGAAAUCCGGUCCUGAGCUACCCAAUCUCCUAACUCAAUUCUCUGCUAGCAUUGCCGGAAUGGGCAUUGCUGUUCUUUUCUCGGUUAUGUGUAAGUUAGCCAGUGGUCGAGUGCCGUUUUGUGCAUUGAAACUGCUCAACACGGGUCUCGGCCUUGGCCUCGUGUGGCUUUCGUGGGCGGUCAACAGACUCAGGGAUACGAUCAUGGUGAUUAACAAGAAUUCAAACAAGAAAGGUKUGAAAGAUGAAGAACUGAUGAAGAAUUUGGAUAGAAGUGUGAAGGAAAUCUACUUUAGAGGUGCAGCAUUGAUGGCAGUGGUGGUGUUGAGGCUUGCUUGAAUCCCGUUCGCUGGAAUUGCGAUGGGAUUUUUUUAAAGUGUCACGUCAGCUUUAGCAGAUAAAAAGAAUAGACGGUCGGUUUUAUGUGAAAAUGUAUCGAGGAUUGUGAUAUGAUGGUGUAAAUCUUGGGGGUAAAAUAGGGAAUUUGAUUCUAGACAAUCGUUUAGUCGUUUGAUAUGGAGUUGAUCUUUGUUUCGAUCAA
This is a messenger RNA of Cynara cardunculus var. scolymus (artichoke), 1669 nucleotides long. RefSeq lists its product as uncharacterized. NCBI's taxonomy places the organism in Eukaryota, Viridiplantae, Streptophyta, Magnoliopsida, Asterales, Asteraceae. The coding region runs from base 232 to 1467 and encodes 411 amino acids. The record is from RefSeq and is a predicted model, not a curated record. The transcript has 5 exons.